Molecule: messenger RNA, 1824 nt
Organism: Eurytemora carolleeae
Lineage: Eukaryota; Metazoa; Arthropoda; Copepoda; Calanoida; Temoridae
Product: cytochrome b5-related protein
Exons: 14
Coding region: 38-1417 (459 amino acids)
Biological process (GO): lipid metabolic process
Cellular component (GO): mitochondrion
Source: RefSeq, a predicted model, not a curated record
CUGUUAUCAGUCCUAGUCUAGUGCUCGGAGAUAAAGGAUGAAUUUUUAUCCUUCAAACAGAAAUAUUCCCAUCAAGACUUCUCUAGGAUGGCUGAGAUCAAAGAGGGAAGACGACAUUUGCGGAGAUCUCUGGAGGAUUGAUGAUUCUUUGUAUGACUUGGAGAAAUUUGAAGAUAAGCAUCCUGGAGGGACGGAUUGGAUCAGGUUAGUCAGGGAUAAAAUGAGAUCCCGGAUUAUUUCAGGCAUGGUUAGGGUUAGGAUAGGCAUACUGGCGGGAUGGAUGGGAUUAAAGGGAUGUAUUUUUAUUAAGACAAGUAUUCCGGGGGAACGGAAUGGAUCUGGGAUAAGACAAACUUGGAAUUGCAUUAGAAAUGGGUCUUAUUAUGGGCUUCAGAUCUACACAGUUUUGCACUGUGCAGAUACGAAGUUUCCAAAUUUAAUAAAUUUCAGACAUACUUUUCAUGAGGAUGGAUUCUUUAAAACAUUACAAAACAAAGCCCGACCCAUUCUCUCAGCUACUGGAACAGGACCAGACUGGAGAUCUAAACUCAUCCAAGAUAUUCUCACAGUGAGUUUUCUUCUUCUUCUCUUCUUAACUAGCAGGAAACAGAGUUUGGUUCUCUCCCUUCUCACAGGGAUACUUCUGGGCAUGCAAACUAGCUGUGCUCAUAACUGGUUUCAUCUUAGAGAUUCCCAGGGCUGGAGAAGAUACUUUUUCGAUCUGUCUCUCCUAUCUCACAGAGACUGGAGGAUCAGUCAUGCGCUCUCCCACCAUCUACACACCAAUACAUUCUCAGAUAUAGAGGUAACAGCCGUUGAACCCUUUAUGUCCUUCCUGCCUGAGAAGAAGGGAUGGAUUCUCCGCAACCUAUCUCCGAUCUACCUUCAUCUCAUGUUCUUCCUUGCAGUCCCAGUAGAGUUUAUCAAGAGAUGUAUCCAGGUUCUCUCUGGAGCACAGACUUUACUCCCGGAGAACAUUCUACCCGUCCUAGAAUUUGCUCUGCUUUUAUCAUCAAUGGAUCUUUUCACAGCAUUCAAAUUCUGGUUUAUCAUUCACGGGUUGGCUGGGUACUGGUUGAUUAUUACUAGUGUUACCACUACUCAUCAUCAUCCGGAGCUUUAUCACGCAGGAGAUACUCCCAGACUGGAUUCAGACUGGGGUUUGCAUCAGGUGGAUACUGUUAGGGAUCUGGAGAAACCCUGGCUUCCCCUCGUUCUAACCACCUUCGGGGACCAUCUUCUCCACCAUCUCUUCCCAGCUGUAGAUCAUUCCAGGCUUCCUCUCCUGUAUCCUGCUCUGUACCAGACCCUAGCCGAGUUCCAAGUAUCCUACCCGACCAGGAGUUUACCACAAAUGGUGAAAGGACUAAACUUACAGCUCAGGAAGACGGAACCUACGGAUAGAUCAAACAAUUAAAGAACCUGGGAAAUCACACCUAAAAAUAUUUAUAUUUUAAUAACAGUCAUUGCAAAGCUUUAAUUUAAUUUUCCUUUCUAUAAAGUAAGAAUUCGAUGAAUCAGGUGUAAAUGAGUGUUUGUUUUGUAUACAUACAGUACAAUAGAAUUGUAUUUUUAGUAAUUUGCACAAAUUAUUCAUGUAAAUUUUUUAAAAUACUAGGCUCUUUAUAAAGGAAUUGAGUUUUUGUAACAACUUCAGAUUUUAUAAACCCCUAAAUAAUUGCAAUUACAGCAAAAUGUUGUUAUAUAUAUUUAUAGAAAAUUAGAGCUUGUGGUGCCAAAGAAUCAAUUCCUUUCAGGGUUAUUUCGGGAAUGUUUUAACAUGGUUUAAAAGAAGAUUUUAAAAAUAGAACUUCAAAUUUUUUG